GUGAUGGCUUCCCGUGUCUGGGCCUGAGCUCCGAUCCUUCCCAUCUCAAGCUACAGUGUCCAGUCUCCAGAGUCAUCGUCGUCAACUUUCUCUUUGCGCGAUCUCUCGUGUAGUAGUCGUCGUCCCCAACGCCUUCCCCUCCUCCCCACCCAUUGUUCUCGGCAAGAUUUUCCCAUCCAGACCCAUCUUUGAGAAUUACUCCUUCGAAUUUCGGUUACUACAUCUGCCGUAGCCAGAACAGCAGAACCCUUCUCUUUCCAUCGCCUCAAAACUCGGGUUCGGCCGACCUAGGCUCGGGAGACAUCAUGGGUAGCUCCAAAAGCGGCUUCGACGACGACUCCGCCAGCGAAUCCUACGGCGGGAGCGGCAGCGCUGGCACCGCCGCGACCAGGAGCGACGCGGAGGCCGACCGUGACGAUGAGUGCCCGCCUUCCCUCGAAUCGAGCCCUUACGCUGAGGAGGAAAAGGUCCUCGCUUUCCACAGCCUUCACAUUUACGAGGCCAAGGUCAAAAAAAUUGAAUAUCGACUCAAGGAAUGGAGAUACUAUGUUCAUUACCUGGGUUGGAGCAAAAAUUGGGAUGAAUGGGUCGGCGUGGAUCGACUGAUGAAAUACACUGAUGAGAACCUACAGAAACAGCGGGAGCUCAAUAAUAAACAAGACGCAGAGAAAAGUACAAAACCCAGCCGCGUAUCUUAUACUAAACCAAAGGGUUCAAAUGUGCCAAGAGGCAAGAAGCGAAAGCAUGAUUCUAUUCUCAAGGAGAAGGGUGCUUUACCCUUGGAGAAGCUUGUGAUUAUACAGAUUCCACCAACACUGAAGAAGCAGCUCAUCGAUGAUUGUGAAUUUGUUACUCAUCUGGGCAAGCUGGUCAGACUUCCACGUACUCCAAGUGUUGAUGACAUCUUGAAGAAGUAUCUUGAUUAUAGAUUAAGGAAAGAUGGAAUUUUGCUUUACCAAUGUAGGAUGACGGAUUCGGUGGGAGAAAUUAUGAAAGGCCUGCGCUGUUACUUUGAUAAAGCCCUGCCAGUGAUGCUCCUGUACAAAAGCGAGCGUCAACAAUAUGAGGAAACAGUCACUGAUGAUGUUGAUCCUUCAACUGUUUACGGUGCAGAACAUCUGUUACGCCUCUUCGUCAAGUUGCCCGAGCUGUUGGUCUACGCAAAUAUCGAAGAGGAGACGCUGAGAGAGUUGCAGCACAAAUUAAACGACUUUCUAAAGUUCCUUCACAAAAAUCAGAGUUCAUUCUUCCUUUCAGCGUACCAUGCUCCAGAAGAGAUCGAGACCAGCACCAACAAUUUAGUGGACUGAUUGGAUCUGUUGCAGCAAUAGGAUGUACAUAUUAUGAUAUAUUUAUGUAUAGAUAAAAAUCCAUAGUGUCUUGUCCACUUUCUGGCCAUCCUUAUUCUUGUUUUGAGGUUUUGGAGUUCCCUGUUGAAUUCGUGUGAGCCAGAUACAGUGGGAAAAUGAGUUGUGUUUGCGCUUGAGGACGCAAUUUGCUUCACUACUGUCUCUAGGAUGAUGACUCCAGCUAAUAUAUCUAUUAAAAUAUCCAAAGAAGAUUUCUACUUGA
This is a messenger RNA of Eucalyptus grandis, 1572 nucleotides long. Its product is annotated as protein MRG1. NCBI's taxonomy places the organism in Eukaryota, Viridiplantae, Streptophyta, Magnoliopsida, Myrtales, Myrtaceae. The transcript is spliced from 10 exons. The record is from RefSeq and is a predicted model, not a curated record. Gene Ontology annotation, biological process: regulation of DNA-templated transcription; chromatin organization. Bases 306 to 1310 code for a protein of 334 amino acids. Gene Ontology annotation, cellular component: nucleus; histone acetyltransferase complex.